Messenger RNA from Prionailurus viverrinus (fishing cat), 1271 nucleotides. RefSeq names its product X-ray repair cross complementing 2 (gene XRCC2). The coding region runs from base 103 to 1026 and encodes 307 amino acids. Gene Ontology annotation, biological process: double-strand break repair via homologous recombination; DNA strand invasion. The transcript has 4 exons. The record is from RefSeq and is a predicted model, not a curated record. Gene Ontology annotation, molecular function: four-way junction DNA binding; ATP binding; ATP-dependent DNA damage sensor activity. Gene Ontology annotation, cellular component: replication fork; centrosome; Rad51B-Rad51C-Rad51D-XRCC2 complex. Lineage: Eukaryota; Metazoa; Chordata; Mammalia; Carnivora; Felidae.
GCGGGUCAGCGCGUCUGACUGGCUGCGGGGCCGCAGGGACUCGCGGUAAAUGGCGCUGGUGGCGCGAAAGUUGAGUGUCGGGUGCGCGGAGCUUUCGGGGCGAUGUGUAGCGACUUCCACAGGGCUGAGUCUGGGACGCAGGGUUUUUCCUGUGAGUGGUUGGACAGCAGAGUCUCAGCGGCCAGGCUGUCUUCUCCAUCCCUGCCGUCUGCAUCUUACCUGCUAUGGUGCACGCUCCUUGCCCGACUUGAAGGUAGAAGUGCCUUGAAAGAAAUAGAACCGUAUCUAUUUGCUGAUGAAGAUUCAUCUGUCCAUGGUGACAUUCUUGAGUUUCAUGGUCCAGAGGGAACCGGAAAAACAGAAAUGCUUUAUCACUUGACAGCGCGGUGUGUGCUUCCAAAAUCGGAAGGCGGGCUGGAAGUAGAAGUCUUGUUUAUUGAUACAGAUUAUCGCUUUGACAUGCUCCGGCUCGUUACGAUUCUGGAGCGCAGACUGUCCGGCGGGUCCAGCGGGUCUGAAGACGAGGUGAAGCGGUGCCUCGGAAGGCUCUUUGUGGUCAGCUGUGGCAGCAGCACGCACCUGCUCCUCACCCUGCACUCCCUAGAAAGCACCGUCUGUGGCCACCCUUCCCUCUGCCUUCUGAUCUUGGAUAGCCUGUCCGCCUUUUACUGGAUAGACCGCGCCAACGGAGGGGAGAGCGUUAACUCCCAGGAGUCCGCUCUGAAGAAGUGUUCUCAGUUCUUAGAGAAACUUGCACACGAGUAUCGCUUAGUUGUUUUUGCAACCACACAAAGCCUAAUGCAGAAAGCCUCCGCCUGGACCGAAGGGCCUUCCUCGGCCGGAGCGGACUACAGGCCCUAUCUCUGUAAGGCGUGGCAGCGGGUGGUAAAGCACAGACUGUUUUUCUCCAGACCAGAGGAUUUGAAAACCAGCAACCGGUUUUCUUUAGUUUCACAUAAUUUAAAAAGUAACAGUUAUAAAAAGCAUGUUUUUAUUAUUGGAGAAAGUGGCAUUGAGUUUUGUUGAUAACGUAUCACAAAAUGGUGUUUUCUGGGAUAUUAUACAAAAUUGAAAAAGUCUUAAUGGGCUAAAAUGAUUUGAUUAUAAGGUAUAAAACUCUGGGAGAAUAUAAAUGUUUCUAUACAGAAUGGAUUUUUUUGUUCCAGAAUAGAUUUCUUUCUUUUCUUUUUUUAAUGCUUUAUUUACUUAUUUUGAGAGAGAGAGAGAGAGGAGAGGGAGAAUCCCAAGCAGGCUCUGCACCAUCAGCAUGG